Marchantia polymorpha subsp. ruderalis is the source of this 2942-nucleotide messenger RNA. NCBI's taxonomy places the organism in Eukaryota, Viridiplantae, Streptophyta, Marchantiopsida, Marchantiales, Marchantiaceae. The record is from the annotation of a GenBank genome assembly.
CGGAUGGAAGGAAUCGAGAGGCGCACGAAAGAGACAGCUGGACAGCUCGCGGGCUCACAUGGCUCCGGACGGAAGUAGCUCCGGCCAUCAAUGCUUCGCAACGAACGACGAACGAACGAGGCGACGAGGCCAGACGGAGCAAAGAAGCGCCGACGCGGCGGCAGCAGCAAUUCGUGCGGGCGCGCAUUUGGCCUUCCGCUGGUUGGCCCGAGCUCCGCUGGUGGGCGCCGAGAGGCCCGAGAGCGCGAGCGCUCAUUUCGUCGCCCGUGCACCCUCCCACCGAGCCAGCACCUUAAAUUGGAUCGUCUCGUUCUGCUGCUCGUGGUGCGAUUCGUUCUGCUCUGCGGUCUUGGUUUCGCGAAAUUCCGCGUUUGCUGUCGCUUCUCACCUUCUUUCGCCUCGAAUUCGCCUUCUUUUGCUGCUCGCCCGUCUUCUGCGCGUCGAGUGGUUUUGUCUCGUGGCUGGCUUUCUUAUUUUACUCCCGUCCGAUGGGGUGGGACGAGUGCUCGCGUCGGCCGCGCGUCGAAUUUUCUGAUUGUCGCAUGCUCGCUCCCGGCUUCGGGCCUGGGCCUUGAAGACGAAGACGGAGGUCGACAGAAGGUACACGCGGUUUUUCACUCGACGAACUCACUGCAUUUUCGAGCGCAGCACGCUUCCUUUCCUCGGUUUUGCAGCGGCUCCUGCUUCAGUUUUCCGUUGUUCGUUGAACUUGCGUGUUCUUGACGACUGUUCUUCGGAUGUGCGACGGCUCUUAUGUGCGAAUAUUCUGAAGCUUGAUCAUUUUGAUCCACACAGAGGAUUCAUGGGCUCUUGUGGAGCUGCGGAGAGUGCCUGCUCAUCUGAGGGGGAGACUGGUUUAGAGCAUGAUCAUGAGGACGACAUGCUAACUGUUCCCCUUUUGAACGGAAAUUCCAGGAAUUUGGACGAACCUGCAUCUGUUCUAAAGAGUCGUGACAAUCCUCCGCUUGAUCGCAGUAUGGAUGGCCUAAAUUGGAAUCAAGGUGGCGGUACCAGGUCUAGAGCACAAGGUUGCACAGACGACCCCAGCAGGGAUACUGAUGGACAAGGCUCCAAAAUUCGCACGAAUUUGAAAGAUUGCGAAGAUGAAAAACUGAGAGCCUUAGAACGUUGCAUUGCAGCUGCCACCAAAGGAUUUGUUAUCGGAGCAGGCUUACGUGGUGGUCUUGGUCUUUUUGCAAUCCUCUCCCGUUUGAGGAGAAAGAAGACGCGGUCAAGUAUUCUACAAAAGUCCAACGCUGACGCAGUUGUGCUGGCUUUGAAAGAGACUCUCCGCUAUGGUCUGUUCCUAGGCACGUUUGCCGGUGGUUUCUGCUCCGUCGACGAGGCUAUUGCAACCCUUGGUGGUCGUGAACGGACUGCUAGAUGGCGGGCAUUGGUUGCCGGAGGGGUUGCUGGACCAGCCCUAUUGCUUACUGGACAUGAGGCAAGACACACAAGCAUGGCAAUCUACGUCUUGAUGCGUGCAGCAGUUCUUGCAGCUCGUUGUGGACUGAAAAGCGAGCGAUGGGGCUGGCUUUGUCGUCCUUUGAGUUGGAAGCAUGGAGACACAUUCUUAAUGUGUUUAUCAUCAAGUCAGAUUUUGACUGCGUGGAUAUUGAAGCCAGACAGUCUGCCUUCAACGUAUAUAUCAUUCCUCAACAAACAUGGUGGAAAAGAUACUUCGAUUGUCCACGGCAUCAGAGCCUUAGCCCAAGGGAAAGGAUUAGCGGACCAAUUAAAAAAUGUGGAACAGUUCUAUCGAGACAAUGGCACCGAAGUUCAGCUGUCGCCCGAUAUGAAAAUACCUUGCAGGAUUGUACAUGGAGACCAAGGGUGCGUGCCACAUUUCUUUUCAUUCUUGGGAGCAUCUUAUCUUCGAUCGCUUCCUGUCUACAGUCCUGUGUACUUUGUACCUGCGAUUCUCGUCCAUCGACAAGGACUUUUUGCCAGGCCACUAACGAUUUUCCGGAAAACCCUCUUGGGACUUGGCAGAUCAAGUCUUUUUCUUGCAACUUACUGUGCAUCAGCUUGGUUAUGGACUUGUGGUGUCUUUCGACUUACGCAAACCUGCAACCCUGCCCUUGUUGCCGCUGGCACUGUAAGCACUAACUCACUUAUUGCUGCCGGCACAUUCCCGACAGGAUUGGCUGUUUUGAUAGAGAAAAAAUCUCGGCGCAUGGAACUGGCUCUUUACUGUAUGUCGCGGGCAAUUGAAAGUUUUGCAAUAUGUGUCGCGGACACUGGUGUUUUGAAGCGGUGGAAUUUGAGUCCCCCAAAGAGGAUAGACGUUGUGCUUUUCAGUAUGGCAACGGCCAUCAUUAUGCAGUGUCAUGCGGAGGAACGAGACGUCUUUAGGUCAAAGUACCUGAAUGUCCUUGACUGGGUUUUCGGAGUCCCUGAUCCACAAAAGACGUCACUUGCACUUGAUACUGUGGAUGAAGACGAAGCGAAGAGAAAAGUUAGGUAAAACAUUAUGGAGCGGCUGCUAGCCUUCUUCGCAAUCGUUCAUUCCUCACACGCUUUGCUUCCUCUGGAGGAUCUUCAUACGUCACCUUGAAGUUCACCUCUACACCAGUUCAACUAAUGCGCCAUUAUUGAUCAUCGAAACCUAUCGCAUCCUGGAAAUUUAUACAAGGCGAAUUUGUCUCAGCUGGCGGCGUAGACGAUUGAAGGUUGAUAUUAGGCAUGCUUUCUGAUCUGAGCAAUUGCAGAGAAUUUCAUUCUUUCUUUGUACUAUAGUCAUCUAUUGACAGGUUGAGUAUGCGUGAAAUAUUUAUAUUCUUUACAUACUGCGCGCUCACAUAGAGUGCAGAGCUUGGCAGUUUAGAGAUCUUAGCGGCUGGAAGAGGGAUUUCGUGUUGUCCCUCUCAGAUGAUGUUUCCGAGAUAACGAUUUCGAAUAUGAAAAGCGCACACUCCCUAAAGAAGGGAAUCUCAUAGUCA